AAGCGGGCAAUUGGUGCGGAUGCGGGACGUCGAAGCGGGUGGCUUUUGCUAGGCGUCGGUGUCCUUCUCAACGAUUUGCGAGGCCGGAUCGAGGAUGUGUGGUUCGUACUCCGUAUGUCUCUCGCCAACAUCCCCACGGCCUUCCUCCUCCUCCCCUUCCGGACCGUUUAUCUUCGUCCCCUCCCGCGAUUUUCGCAAUCUCCGCGAUUUGCUUUCGCCUGGCGCAGCGCAAAGAGCUUGUCGUCGUCGAAUCGCAAUAUGGCGAGGGCCGGAGUUUCUGCUUCUGGGAAAGCAAAACAGGCAGGAGCGCAAACGGGUGUGAUAGAGGCGGACGAAGACGAGGUGGGGUGAAAAUCAGACGGCUCCAGUUAAGGAUCUGUAUUCAGUGCCAGUCUCGACCAGGCAUGCCCGGUGUUGUUUUGCAUGGCAGUUGUGGAGAGAGAAAGGUGCGCUAAAACAUGGGUCUGUGAAU
This is a messenger RNA of Chaetomium fimeti, 472 nucleotides long. RefSeq lists its product as uncharacterized. Bases 115 to 351 code for a protein of 78 amino acids. The transcript has a single exon. The record is from RefSeq and is a predicted model, not a curated record. NCBI's taxonomy places the organism in Eukaryota, Fungi, Ascomycota, Sordariomycetes, Sordariales, Chaetomiaceae.